UUCACUUGAGAUUGCCAACCAUGAAGCUGAUCGCACUGUGCUGCCUGCUCCUUUUGGGCCUCCUGGGCUUCCUAGCUGCUCCCGGCGCCGCCUCCCCAUCUCGCCACACUGGACCAGCUGGACCAUCUGUACCAGGGUCCGGCAAUCCGUUCAGGUCUCCAAGUCCACAGCAACGACCGCUGUACUACGACGCUCCGGUUGGGAAACCAUCGAAGACUAUGUACGCCUAACGUAAAGAAUGAAACAAUAAAGCUUUGAAACGCCUAAACUAAAUUAA
This is a messenger RNA of Drosophila sechellia, 277 nucleotides long. RefSeq names its product Immune induced molecule 18 (gene IM18). The record is from RefSeq and is a predicted model, not a curated record. Bases 21 to 230 code for a protein of 69 amino acids. Lineage: Eukaryota; Metazoa; Arthropoda; Insecta; Diptera; Drosophilidae. The transcript has a single exon.